Sorex fumeus (smoky shrew) is the source of this 2211-nucleotide messenger RNA. RefSeq names its product DEF6 guanine nucleotide exchange factor (gene DEF6). The transcript has 11 exons. Gene Ontology annotation, cellular component: nucleus; cytoplasm. The record is from RefSeq and is a predicted model, not a curated record. NCBI's taxonomy places the organism in Eukaryota, Metazoa, Chordata, Mammalia, Eulipotyphla, Soricidae. The coding region runs from base 133 to 2046 and encodes 637 amino acids.
GGUCGGGCGCGCAGGCAGGUGGAGCUCGCGCUCCGCCGGGCCCCUGCGGUCUCGGCAGCCGUUUGCAUUUCCUGAAACCGGAUCUGGGCGUCGGAGCCGCCCCCGGCCGGCCGGGCGGGCGGGUGCUCAGCCAUGGCCCUGCGCAAGGAGCUGCUCAAGUCCAUCUGGUACGCCUUCACCGCGCUGGACGUGGAGAAGAGCGGCAAGGUGUCCAAGUCCCAGCUCAAGGUGCUGUCCCACAACCUGUACACGGUACUGCACAUUCCACACGACCCGGUGGCCCUGGAGGAGCACUUCCGGGAUGACGACGACGGCCCCGUGUCCAGCCAGGGCUACAUGCCAUACCUCAACAAGUACAUCCUGGACAAGGUGGAGGAGGGCGCGUUCGUUAAGGAGCACUUCGACGAGCUGUGCUGGACGCUGACGGCCAAGAAGAACUACCGGGUGGACAGCAACGGGAGCAGCACCCUCUCCAACCAGGAUGCCUUCCGCCUCUGGUGCCUCUUCAACUUCCUGUCCGAGGACAAGUACCCACUCAUCAUGGUCCCCGACGAGGUGGAGUACCUGCUGAAGAAGGUCCAGGCCAGCAUGAGCCUGGAGGUGGGCCCGGGCGAGCUGGAGGAGCUGCUGGCCCAGGAGGCGCAGGCCGCCCAGACCGCCGGGGGCGUGAGCGUGUGGCAGCUCCUGGAGCUCUUCAACUCUGGCCGCUGUCUCCGAGGCGUGGGGCGCGACACCCUCAGCAUGGCCAUCCACGAGGUCUACCAGGAGCUCAUCCAGGAUGUGCUGAAGCAGGGCUACCUGUGGAAACGAGGGCACCUGAGGAGGAACUGGACAGAGCGCUGGUUCCAGCUGCAGCCCAGCUCACUCUGCUACUUUGGGAGUGAAGAAUGCAAGGAGAAAAGGGGGACCAUCCCGCUGGACGCGCACUGCUGUGUGGAGCUGCUGCCAGAACGGGAGGGAAAGCGCUGCGUGUUCUGCGUGAAGACGGCGUCUCGCACCUACGAGAUGAGCGCCUCGGACACGCGCCAGCGCCAGGAGUGGACGGCUGCCAUCCAGACGGCGAUCCGGCUGCAGGCCGAGGGCAAGUCGUCGCUCCACAAGGACCUGAAGCAGAAGCGGCGCGAGCAGCGCGAGCAGCGGGAGCGGCGCCGCGCCGCCAAGGAGGAGGAGCUGGUGCGGCUGCAGCAGCUGCAGGAGGAGAAGGAGCGGAAGCUGCAGGAGCUGGAGCUGCUGCAGGAGGCGCAGCGGCAGGCCGAGCGCCUGCUGCAGGAGGAGGAGGAGCGGCGCCGCAGCCAGCACCGCGAGCUGCAGCAGGCGCUGGAAGGACAGCUGAGGGAGGCCGAGCAGGCCCGGGCCUCCAUGCAGGCCGAGAUGGAGCUGAAGAAGGAGGAAGCCGCCCGGCAGCGGCAGCGCAUCCAGGAGCUGGAGCAAAUGCAGCAGCGGCUGCAGGAGGCACUGCAGCUGGAGGUGAAGGCGCGGCGCGACGAGGAGGCGGUGCGCCUGGCCCAGACCAGGCUGCUGGAGGAGGAGGAGGAGAAGUUGAAGCAGCUGCUGCUGCUGAAGGAAGAGCAGGAGCGCUACAUCGAGCGCGCGCAGCAGGAGAAGCAGGAGCUGCAGGAGGAGAUGGCGCAGCAGAGCCGCUCGCUGCAGCAGGCGCAGCGGCAGCUGGAGGAGGUGCGGCAGAACCGGCAGCGGGCCGACGAGGACGUGGAGGCUGCCCAGCGGAAGUUGCACCAAGCCAGCACCAACGUGAAACACUGGAACGUCCAGAUGAACCGGCUCAUGCACCCGAUUGAGCCUGGAGACAAACGGCCCGCCACCAGCAGCUCCUUCACAGGCUUCCAGGCGCCGCUCCUGGCCCGCCGGGACUCCUCCCUGAAGCGCCUGACCCGCUGGAGCUCACAGGGCGACAGAACCUCCUCCCGGAGCGGCAGCGAGCAGCCCAAGCCCCUCAAUGGUGCCAGCGAGGCGGCCCUGCCCGCACCUGCAGCUCAGGAAGAUCAGCAAGAUCCGUCACCACCGCCGCCAGAGCACGAGCCCGUGUGAGCAGCUCGGCCCUUCUGCGUGCCAAGGCCCGGUCACAGCGGGGCUGUGGGCAACAAUGGCCCCUGCCAAAGGGGACCUGAGGGCCCCCCGCAAGCCAGGAGGCAGCCCAGAAUGGAACCUGGUGGGACUCAGUGCAGCGUCAGACUCCAGCACGGAGGUUCGCUG